AUGGAUAAGAAGAAAUCCAGCAACUUCCGCAAGAGGAAGUUCAUGUGUCAUUUCUUUACCAAGUCUGGGAGGCGAAAACAAACCAUGCCCUCUUAUGACCUUUUUUUAUAUUCUAUUCAGACCUCUUCUUUGAAGUACCUGUCACAAGCGGGGCGCCGCACUUUCUUUGUCUUGAUAUCUCCUGACGAACCCGGUCGAUCAUGGCCUUCCAGACCUCAAAACAGCAACUCAGCGUAUAUUCAGAUCGACGGCCAGCUAGCUGAUCCCAACCAAAAGGUACGCAUGUGUGCCAUCAAUAACGUCCCGCGGCUACCCUUCCGUCUGCCUCAUAGCCAGUAUGAGGUUCGUGCGGAAUGCGUACGCAUUGCCACCAGUGGGAGCUCAUAUAUCAUUCAAAAGAAUGUUUCACAUUCUCGGUAG
Molecule: messenger RNA, 420 nt
Organism: Monascus purpureus
Lineage: Eukaryota; Fungi; Ascomycota; Eurotiomycetes; Eurotiales; Aspergillaceae
Source: the annotation of a GenBank genome assembly